AUGGCCUCAGAAUCCCUACAGGAUACCUUCGCCAGACGCGCCGAUGAACUGCGCGAAUACAUCUUCUCUCAGCCAGCCAGCAACUUUGAGAACAAUCCUUGGGCUCUAGCAGCUGCUAUUGAAACAUUCGCCAAUGAAAAGGGCCACAUGAUGAUCUUCCGCGAUAGCAAAUUAGCCGUCGCUAAAGAAGCCCUCCUUUCACAGCAGCCUGCUCCUCGUACCAUUCUGGAAUUCGGUACAUUUGUAGGCAAGUCAGCUCUAGCAUGGGGCGCUAUUCUUCGUGAUAUUUACGGCGAGAAUAUUCCCGAGGACGUCAAUGUGUACACAUUUGAUCCGGACUCGAAGAUGGUCGCAUUGACGCGGGACUUCGUCAAGCUUGCUGGCAUGGAGAAUGUGAUUCACGUCCUUGAGGGAUUCGGAUCUGAUUCUUUAAAUAAGCUCGUGACAGAAGGCAAGGUUACUAGCGUUGAUAUGGCAUUCUAUGAUCACUGGGAGAAGUAUUAUCUCUCCGAUCUUCAGUUGCUUGAGGAAUUGAAGCUAUGGCGCGUGGGAUCGCUCGCUAUUGCUGAUAAUACUGAUAUGCCUGGUGCACCCGAUUACUUGGCUUAUGUUAAAGCUGGUGGUAGCGGUGCUUCUGGAGCUGUGAAGUACGAGAGCAAGUCUUAUGAGACACAAGGCGGCAAGGGUCCAAACACAUUCACAUCAUCAUCACACGCCAAGCUCAUCAUCAUGACCGUUUUCUUUCUAAUCAUAAUCAAUAAGGCCGGCGGUCUGAUCUAUCAGCGCGAGUUCCAACCCGGCCUUCGCAAGCUCUCCACAAACGACUACCUGGUGCUCGCCGGUACCUUCCAUGGUGUUCACGCCAUCACCCGCACCAUCACCCCGAGACUUCCCCUUCAAAAUACCACAUCCCCCGUCGUCGCAUCCCCUGGUACAAAUGCCCCUACCACCUCCGGCUACUCCUAUCCUAAUCCUGGUGUUCCUGCGUCGGGUCUUGAAUAUCUCGAAACGGAGAAGUUCCGAUUGACAUGUUUCCAGACGUUGACAGGGACCAAGUUCUUGCUCUUUACCGAUCCGAUGACGGGAAGUGUCGAGACGGUUAUGAAUAAGAUUUAUGAGCUUUACGCCGACUAUGUGAUGAAGAACCCUUUCUAUCAACUAGAGAUGCCUGUACGCUGCGAGGCAUUUGAUCGUCAUCUCGCAGCUUGGUUAAGGGGGCGGACAUAA
This is a messenger RNA of Penicillium angulare, 1227 nucleotides long. RefSeq lists its product as uncharacterized. Gene Ontology annotation, cellular component: TRAPP complex. Lineage: Eukaryota; Fungi; Ascomycota; Eurotiomycetes; Eurotiales; Aspergillaceae. Bases 1 to 1227 code for a protein of 408 amino acids. Gene Ontology annotation, biological process: endoplasmic reticulum to Golgi vesicle-mediated transport. The record is from RefSeq and is a predicted model, not a curated record. The transcript is spliced from 4 exons. Gene Ontology annotation, molecular function: O-methyltransferase activity.